Molecule: messenger RNA, 6151 nt
Organism: Loxodonta africana (African savanna elephant)
Lineage: Eukaryota; Metazoa; Chordata; Mammalia; Proboscidea; Elephantidae
Gene: LRRC66
Product: leucine rich repeat containing 66
Exons: 4
Coding region: 1-2643 (880 amino acids)
Cellular component (GO): extracellular matrix
Molecular function (GO): protein binding
Source: RefSeq, a predicted model, not a curated record
AUGAAAAACCUCUAUUUCAGAGUCAUUACCAUGGUGAUAGGUCUUUAUUCUACUGGAACAAUGGCAAACGCAUCAAGAAAAAGCAAUAUUCUAUUCAAUUCUGAGUGUCAACAGAAUGGUUAUCUUCUGAAAAAUUGUUCUUUUACUAAAAAGCAUGCUGGACAUGGGGACACAUCACAGACAUCAGUUACACUGGAAGCAAGUUUCAAUUUCUUUGAACUUCUCUUAGAGUCUUACCUGAAGAAAGAAGAAUGGAAAAUAAAGCAUCUGGACCUCAGUGACAAUCUCAUACCGAAAAUAACCUUAAGCGCUCUUGCGUGCUUACACGAUUUGGAAAUAGUAAACCUCAGCAAUAAUGCCAUCCACUUAAUUUCACUGGAUCUACCAAGUCGUAAGUCCUCGUGGGUGAAGCACCACAGGUGCAGAAAUGGCCUUCCAUUUCUAAAGGUGCUAAUUCUUCAGAGAAAUAAACUCAGUGACACUCCCAAGGGACUGUGGAAACUGAGGUCAUUACAGAGUUUGGAUCUGUCAUUCAAUGGGAUAUCGCAAAUUGGUUUGAGUGAUUUUUAUAACUGCCUACAACUGGAGAAUCUCUAUUUAAAGAGCAACAAGAUCUUCAGAAUUCACCCAGAAGCCUUCAAGAAUCUCAAAAAAUUACAGGUUGUAGACCUCAGCAGCAAUGCUCUGACCACCGUCCUGCCGAUGAUGGCCAUCGCUCUAGAACUUCCCCACCUGGAGGCUGACUUGGCUGACAACCAAUGGCAGUGUGACGAUAGCAUGGCAAUCUCCCAAGAUUUCAUUUCUGAACCCUGGAGGAAAAAGUGGAAUGAAAUUUGCAACAAGUCUAUAGGGAAUGAGGAGGCAUUCUGGUGGACUCCCAAAAUCAGAGUUUCCAGGAAGACCCACCUCCCUCACAUUCAUCUGAAUCAUAUGAAAAAACUUCUACCAAGCCAAGCAGAGAGGUCCCAGGAAGGAAUAUCCUUGAGCUUUUCCACUUCGGAGAAGAAGGAAUAUGUCAGCUCUGAUACCAACAAGAAGCAGAGACGUCUGCCAAGAUGGGUUAGAAAUGCCCGGGAUGAUCAAGAUCUUGACGAAAACAAAGGCCCUUCCCAGGACCUGACCCUGGCGGUCUGCCUGUCAGUGUUCAUCACGUUCUUCGUGGCUUUCUGCCUGGGAGCCCUGGCAAGGCCUUAUAUUGACAGACUGUGGCAACAAAGAUGCCAGAACAAAAGCCCGGGUUCAAAAAAUACGUAUUCAAAUGAGGGCUUCCACAAUGAAAUUGAAGCUGCGGGGAACAUACAACCCCCAACCACAUUUCUGCACCAAGAUUUUCAUGGUCUAAACCUCUAUGAGAACCAGGACUCUGUCUUGGUGAUGCCAAGGCCACACACUGCUGACGCUUAUGAAAGAGCUCUUAGAAGCAGCAGAAAGGGGGCUGGCAGCCAACAGAGCACCACACAGUGUGGAAACAACACGGGAACAGGAAAUAGAAAUGAUAGCCUGCUUCCAAAUGGCAGCGCAGCCCAUUCCAUUCUCCCCAGACAUCCAAAGGCUGAUGAUAACAAACCAAUUUCAGCAGCGCAGGAUCACAUCUAUAGCAAAGAUAUUCUCGAAGAGUUAAAUUAUGACACUAUACCCCAGGAAGAUUCUCUCGGUGAGCACUCAACGAGUGUCUCUUCAGUAGCUAGCAGAUUACAAACUGUCUCUGGUUCAAUCCAUAAUGAGCCUAAUGAAUUAAACCCAUCGCUCUCAAGAGAAAUGACAGCUCCUGUCUCUAAAAUGCAAAUGCAUACCAAUGCCCAGAGGACUGGAGAGAAUGAGAAAGGAGGGGGCACUGAACAGUUACCUUCAGGAGCUCCAGCCUCUCCGCUGGAAUUUUCUAAGGAAAUGCAAAUGAGCACAUAUAUUAAUUUACUGAGCACACAGCAGCAAAUGCUUAAGGAGAUGAGUCCUGAGGAAGAGCUUUCGGCCUACGACAGCACAGCCACACACAGUGAUCUGGGAGAUGCGGACCCAUCCAUCUUUCCUCCAAGAUGGGGCAGUGAGGUGGAUGUCACUCCUGCCCACAAGGAACCACUGCAGAACUAUGUUCCUUCUGACACUCAGUUUGAGUUGGAGACCAACUACGAUUCUGAUGAAGGGUCUUUAUUUACUCUAAGUUCAGGAAGUUCGGAGGGUACAAGGAAUGUGACUGAAGACGAGACAUAUGGCGAGGAGAGCUAUAGGGAGAAAGAGAACACAGGGGGAAGGACAGACAACGUUAGAUCAGUAGAGAGUCUUGAGGACAACAUCACCUUCCAGAACAUUCUGGGGAAACGUGAGAAUCAAGAAGAUCAUUUUGAAAAGCUCCGCAUUUCUGGUCCAGACUUUGGUUUGUUUGAGACUCAUCAGGAAAUUGCCUCUAACGCCAAUAAACUGGAGGAUCCAUUAACGUUGCCCGAAUCCCUGAGCAACAGUCCUUUAAGUGUGGAGAUUCCAGGCACGUUCAUUUAUGAUUAUGUCAUAGCUCCUGAGUCAGAGGCAAGAGAAUGGCAUUGUUCACUGAGAGACCUAGAAUUUUCAAAUGUGGAUAUUUUACCACAAACACCACCACCUUCUGUUGACAUUCCUUUACAAACUGAUCAGCCUGCCUGCUAUGAAUGAGACUCAGACAUUUGUAAUUAUGAGCCAUUCAUUCAGGGAAUAGACACAGUUCAAAAAGACAGUCCUCUCAAGAUCAUUACAGGGAAAAACUUAAGACCCUCACAACAAGAUUCCAAAGAGCACAACAUGGAAUCCAACCCAAUGGACACUGAGGCAAAUGAGUUUGUAUGUCCACUUGAGGACGAUGAUUUGAGUAAGGUUAUAAGCCAGACACAAUGUUUACAAUCCUAUGGUGAUGAACCUGUUCUGUGUAAGAGAGGAGGGGGUGAAUAUUUUGAAGGCUGUUGCAAGUGCCAGGGACUGUUAUUCCAAGAGCUUCCAAAUAAAACCAGUUCCCCAAGAACACAAGAGCACUUCGGUGAUAGAGAUUGGGGUGAAUAUUCAGAGGACAAUUUGUUGCGGUUAGAAAAAUAUGAUUCUAAUUUUUAUACUCAAAUGCAGACGUGGAGCAAUCAGAUGGGAGUUGGUUCUGUCUGUGAGAAACAACUCUGCUAUGACAAAGGCAACAAUGUUCAACUUGAUAAUCCAAGAUGAUCCAAGUAAUAUUUUUAGUAUAUCAUGAAGUAUUUAGAUGGAAAUGCUGAACAGAUUGUAAUGAAUUCUGCUCAAAGACUAGCACAACUUUUGGAGGUCGAUCACAGAACUGUAAAAUUAAAAGGGUUCAGAGCAAUUCUAAAUAUUUUUAAUAAGUUUUGUUAAAAGAGAGACCCUUUUCUAGAAUUAGCCAUAAAUUAAAAAAUCAAUUUUCCAGAAAAGAAGUGAUGUAUUCUGUAAAAGAAAAAGGUCCUCCGCCAUUAUUCUUGAUUAGCUCUUCCUUGGUGUAACGCUGACCAUUCUGGGCUGUCAUGAGCUGUAUUUUUCUGUUUACUCUCCUAUUUCUAUGGCAUUUUCUCAUUUUUCCCUUCUGACACUCCCCCUCUUAAAGACAGCAUUCUUCAAGGCUCCAUUUCUAGUCUUUCUUCACAUCCUCUUUGUCACUUGCCUUAGACCCCACUGCCUUAACCACGAGCUCCUUAUAGAUGAUGGCAGACCCACAUGACAAAACCUACUCUCCUCCCCAAGCUCCAGCCCCAUGUUCUUAACCCCCAAUUGCCUAAAUCCACAUAGAUCCUCCUGACACCUAAAAUGCAGCAUUUUCUUCCAGGAACACAAUUUCUCAUAUUCUUUUUUGUGGUCAACAGUAUCAUGACAUCCAUCCCAUAAACCCAGUCAAAAUUUCUGCCUGGUCCCCGGCUUUUCUCUUUCAUUUCUCACAUCUGAUUAGCCUCUAAGCCCUGUGUAGUGGAAGUUCCUGGGUAUCUAUACAGGCAAUUUGUGUUAAACCAAUGUUUACAUAGUAAGCACCCUGUUUUUAUUUAGAGUCUAUAUAUUUAUUUAGUGUAGAUUUAUUUAAAUUCAGGGUAGAUUGAGGUAGAGGGUAAAGGAGUUUUGGGGAUGGCCCUAAGAUGUUUCCCCUUUUUGCACUUCCAAGUCCUCCCUAGCUAACUUUUCCUGCCCACGGGCUAUAAGCAUGUUCAAGUCCCUGCAACAUUAAAAUUAAAGAAAACUUCACGGUGUAGCUCCCUCAAAAUUCUACCUCCUUCUUUUCGCUUUCAUCACUAGGCUCCUUAAAGGAAGGGUCAAUGGUUCCCAUCUGAUCUUCAGUGCACUGUGAUGAGGCUUUGUCCCACCAUUCCUUUAACCUGUGCUGGUAGAGGUCAGCAACAAGCUCCAACUGCCACAUACAAUGGCCUCUUUUCAGUCCUUAUCAGGUAAAACCUCUGUGGCAUUUGACACUGUCGGUUACUCUCAUUUUGAAACUAUUCUCUGGCUUUUGUGAAAGUCCUAGCAGAACACAGAUGGCAAGAAACAGGGAUGACCGGAGAGUUUAAUGAAAGAACUAUUUGCAAAGUCUGGGAGGCUUAAGGGAAACUAGCAAGGGGAAGUGAAGAACCUAAGGGCUAGCAACAGGGGAGAGCCUUUACCACCUGUGGGGACAAGGGGAGUUGCAGGUAUGAAAGCUUGGUACCCUUGAGCCACAGAAGAGGUCAUCCACCAGGAGCUGUGUAUGGUCUUUAAUUGAUUCCGACUCAUAGCAACACUAUAGGACAGAGUAGAACUACCCCAUACGGUUUCCAGGGAAUGGCUGAUGGACUUGAACUGCCAACCUUUUGGUUAGCAGCAGAGCUCUUCUCCACUGCACCACCAGGGCUCUGUGGUCUUUGGAGGGGAACAUAUAGCCACUAAACCGUACCUCAUCUGCCUGGCAAAUAUCUAUUCUUCUUUCAAAACACACCUCCUCCAUGAGCUUUUCUCACCUCAUUCCCCCAAGUGAAAUGGGCUGCUUUCUCCACUGUACGGCUUGUAUAUUGUGGAAGGCACAAGGUUUCACAUGGCUUGACUGAGAUCUACUAGAGACUCUUUGGAGCCCUGGUGGUGCAGUGGUUAAAGAGCUCGGCUGCCAACCAAAAGGUCGGCAGUUGAAAUCCAACAGGCGUUCCUUGGAAACCCUGUGGGGCAGUUCUACUCUGUAUAGGGUCUUUAUGAAAAAAAAAAGAGAGAGAGAGAGACUUUAUUGGCCAAUUUCCAAUGUUGGGGGAAAAUCAGUUCAGAGUCGAUGGAGCUGAAAGUCAUGUCAGAGCUUAGAGUUAUUUAAUAAAGUGAAAAUUUACUAUUUAUUUCUACAACUGAGAGAAAAAUAUGUACAAUUUUGACUCUUUUUUGUUUGUUUUUGCCCAGACAUCCAAAGAAACUCCUGGUAGUAUGGCUUAAGCACCACAGGUGCUGCAGUUAAGCAGCUAUAUUUUUCAGCAAGCCCCUGUGUCUUGUAAAAAUAAAAUUUUAAAACCUCUCUUAAAAUGUCUAGCAUUGUUGUCAGUUGCUGUCAAAUUAACUCCAACUCAUGGCGACUCUAUAUACAACACACAAAACAUUGCCCAGUCUUGCGUCAUUCUCACAAUAGCAAGCGUGUUCGAGUCCCUCAUUGAUUGUACCAAUCCAUCUCACCAAGAGUCUCCCUUACCCUCGUUGGCCUUCUACUUCACCAAGCAUGAUGUCCUCCGCUAGUAAUUGAUUGAUCCCUCCUGAUGAAUGUCCAAAGCAAGCCAAGUCAGACCAUGUUCUGUUGUGAUCCAUAAGGCUUUCAUUGGCUAAUCUUCAGUAGUGGAUUGCCAGGCCUUUCUUCCUAGCCUAUCUUAGUCUGGAACCUCCACCGAAACCUGUCUAGAAUGGAUGAUCCUGCUGGUAUUUGAAAUGCCAGUGGCAUAGCUUCCAGCAUCAUAGCAACACACAAGCCACCACAGUGCAACAAACUGACAGAUAAAUUUGCAUAACGUGAGUGAGAUUGGAGGCCUACUGACUGCAGAUUUUCGGACAUCUUACUUUUAGGGUCUGCCCCCAAAGUGCCUCAGACUUCAAAUUAAUUAACAUCCAUAGAUUCUCCUUACCUCAAAUGUUCUGUCUGUUUUAGUCACUUGUUUCGACUACGUCAGAACUUGUCUUAUUUCUCAUUAAGAUAAGCCUUUUUGCA